AUGCACGUGCUCGGCCUCAUGCACCGGGACCUCAAGCCGAGCAACGUGCUCGUCGACGGCCGAGGCGUGCUGAAGCUCUGCGACCUCGGGAUGGCUUUCGCCAUGGAGGAAUCCAUACCGCCGUACUCGAACCCGGUCGGCUCGCUGCCGUACAAGGCGCCGGAGCUCUUGCUCAGGUCGUCGAUCUACGACGAGACGAUCGACAUGUGGGCGCUCGGCUGCAUCAUGGCGCAGCUCCUCGGAGGCCAGCUGCUGUUCCGCGGAAUGUCCCAUGAGGACAUGCUCAUCCGCAUCAUCCAAGUUCUUGGCGUUGACGACAUCGCCGGCUGGAGGGGCUACGACGACAGUAUGAUCCCGAAGACGUUGCGGAGCGGACGUCGGAGGCACAGCCGUGUGCUCCGGAUUUUCUCCUUUCUCAGGGUGGCUGUUGGCGCCGGUGUGCCGGAGCCGGUAAAGAGGGCACGGCGGCGCAGCCGUCUGCACCGGUUCUUCUCCAUUCCGGGGAAGGCCUAUGGCCGCGCUGGUCUGCCGGAGCUGUCGGAGGCUGGGUUCGAGGUGUUGAGUGGGCUUCUGACGUGUAACCCGGAGAAGAGGAUGACGGCGGCGCAAGCUCUCCAGCAUCGUUGGUUCACCGUGUGA
Oryza sativa Japonica Group (Japanese rice) is the source of this 639-nucleotide messenger RNA. Its product is annotated as putative cyclin-dependent kinase F-2. Gene Ontology annotation, biological process: regulation of mitotic cell cycle; protein phosphorylation. Gene Ontology annotation, molecular function: protein serine/threonine kinase activity; ATP binding. The record is from RefSeq and is a predicted model, not a curated record. Lineage: Eukaryota; Viridiplantae; Streptophyta; Magnoliopsida; Poales; Poaceae. Gene Ontology annotation, cellular component: nucleus.